Molecule: messenger RNA, 516 nt
Organism: Phytophthora sojae
Lineage: Eukaryota; Oomycota; Peronosporomycetes; Peronosporales; Peronosporaceae
Exons: 2
Coding region: 1-516 (171 amino acids)
Biological process (GO): protein folding; chaperone-mediated protein complex assembly
Cellular component (GO): nucleus; cytosol
Molecular function (GO): protein-folding chaperone binding; Hsp90 protein binding
Source: RefSeq, a predicted model, not a curated record
AUGUCGGAGACCAAGGCUCUGUGGGCGCCCGUCAAGUGGGCGCAGCGCAAGGAGGCGCUGUACGUGACCGUGGACCUGCCGGACGUCAAGGACGAGAAGGUCUCGCUCACCAGCAAGCAGCUCACUUUCAAGGGCACGAGCAACGGGCAGCUGUACGAGGUGACGCUGGACCUGUUCAAGGAGGUGGACGUGGAGCACAAGGACAGCAUCUGGGCCAAGACGGACCGCAACCUGCACUUCCACAUCGUCAAGAAGAACCAGGACGAGGAGUUCUGGCCGCGUCUGCUGGCCGACAAGCACCUGGAGAAGACCAACGUCAAGGUGGACUGGAGCAAGUUCGUGGACGAGGACGAGGACGAGGAGCAGGAGGGCUUCGACAUGAGCGCGCUCAACGGCGGCGGCGGCUUCGACAUCAACCAGAUGAUGGCGGCGCAGAACGCGGCCGGCAUGAUGGACGACGACGCCAGCGACAGCGACGACGAGGACAUGCCCGACCUCGACCCCAACGACCAGUAA